CGUAUCUUUCUAGUCUUUUCGAAGAGAAGCUCAUUUUCUCAACUUCCUCUCGCGUCUUGCAGAUCCCUCUCUCCCUCCGAGUAUGCUCCAACCUCAUUACACGGAGUCGCCAGAGCGCAAAGCAUCUCUCCUCCGUGUGAUGUCACUGGGGACUCGAUCCAAAUACCCCUCGGCUUCUUUUGCUAUUGACAGUCUCUGUCCGCACUUAUCACAAUCAGCUUGCCCCGAUCCCUGCAACCGCUCUCGACCUGCCACGCGAAUGGUGGCACACCCGGAGACUCGCUUUGACGCUUACUUAGUGUCUGCUUUCAGCGGUCUCGAGUGUCACCACAACUUGUGUGUUUCCUCACCAGAAUGGCGUUCAGUAGCGAUGUCGGCAGCAAAUCACUCAAGCCCCGUUCACGCGAAGGUCUGCAGCUGAGACCCCUGAAUGUUGAGAAAGGAACAGAUAGAUUUUCUUCUGCAAAUGAUAUUUAUCCUCCACAAACAGCGACAUGGAGAAACAAUCUGAUUGCGCUGUCGCAGCGUCGCAAUCUGCUCUUCGUCGCCUACAACCAUCAAAUCUAUGUCUGGCAACCUGCAGGGUCUUAUCAGACGCUAGGCAACAAGCCUGAGAUGAUUAUCACCCCAGUCAUGCGAGAGCCCAAUGCUGAGGGCUAUAUCCUACCGUCAUCUCCUCAUGCAAUCAACAACAUUCUCGUCGACGACUUGGGCCGUGAGGAGGUGUUGCUACUUGUCACUGACUCGGGCAACGUCUGCGGUUAUCGGGUUGAGGCUGUGUACUCGGCGCUGAAGCGAGCAGAGGAGGGUAACGAGAGUCGGCCCCUCGAUGGUUCACAGGUUGACCCGUUCUUCGCCGAAUAUGUUGAAGCCAGUGCCUGGGGCUUGGCCAUUCAUAAGUUCGCCCGUCUGAUCGCCGUGACCGCGAACACAGGCCAGGUCACGGUUUUCGCCUUCGCCCUGGUCGACUCUACCUCUGAUAAGAGCAGCGAGUCUGAUUGCGACCCGGAGGAAGAGGAUGAUCUUGCCGACUACGGUCAAACCUGGCUGCAAGUCAAAAGCGGGGAGCAGCUGGCCCAGCUACGGCACUUGAUGCCGCACAAACACCGAACGCGGAAUAUCAGGUUGACAUACACAGGCCAUUUCGCCAAUAUCCCAUCAGUUGGCUUUUUGAACUGUGAUCUCGAUCCCAAUGGGAUGUGGAUGGUCAGCACGGAUAUUGACAACAAGCUUCUCGUCUGGAAAAUCUGGGAAAGUCUCGGGCCCUUUAAUGUCUACCACUUUAACGACGUCUCGUUUAAGUCAUUCCCGGAAUCAUUGCAUCUGGAAGAGCGUGGCUGGGCGGUACUCGCUUUGGACCCUCGGAGCUUUCAUUUGCUGAAGUCUCCGGAAGAAGCAUGCGGCGGGCCCCCUCAACGGCGCGUCAAAAAUGGCCAAGCAGUAUACGACUUGACAAGAAUGAACAGCAAGAUCCCAAAGGCUUCUCAGAUAUACAAUUAUUUUCCGCCUGCGCCUAAGAUUGAACCGAAACAGCCGCUGCUGCCCGAUAUUUUCGGACCAGACUGUCGUAUCAACAGAUCUGCUGAUGCCUAUCACUGUCUCAUCACAAAUAGCUCACAAGGGACCCCCCGUUGGAAUCAAAGCGAAGACUCGAUCGCAGAGCUCCGACGACUGAAUGUCCCGUCUGCAGCCAUUCGACCUUCAGACUCGGCUGAUGCGUCCAGCUACCGCGCCGUAGACGGCUCUGUCUUUGAGGACAAUCUAAGCCAGGACGGCAUAUCUGACACGGAGCUGAGUACGGGACCUCUUGACACCCAGGGUCAACAGAAUGACGGCACGCCUUUCCCUGCCGGUCAAGCCCCGUUGACGACGCCGGAGUUCCUCCAAUUCGCGCUUCUCGAAGCACUUGGCGGUGAUGCUCCUGGAGCCGAGUAUAGUGAUGAUGACAUGGAAGACUACUCCGAAUCCGAAGAUGACUGGCACGGCGAGCGGGAUUACACUGGACUGGACGAUGCCGAGUCAGACGAAGCGUCUGCGAUGGCAGCCCGAUACCAAGUCUUUGACCGUGCGUCUGGCCCUGCUCUAGUCCCCGACCCACAUGCAGUCGCUAACACUUCCGCAGCGCCCAUGAGCUCCAAUUUUCCAAUCCUCCAUUUUUCUCAAACCGACAUUCGCCUAAUCCCUCACCCCUUUGCCACGCACGCUAAGGUCGUGUGCGGCGAACCUCUACGGCAACCCUUCACACACCCCAUUGUCUCCAUUCGGUCCUGCGAUCGCUUUAACAUGGUCAAGUAUAUUCCCGAGCACGGAAUCGUCGUCGCAGCGUCUCAAAAGGGGCGUGCGGCCAUCAUAGCCCUCACUGAGUCCGAGGCGACAGGACAAUCCUUCCGCGUCGACUGGAUUGUCCCCUUCGAGCAUCAAGAGAAAUAUGGCGACCGUCCUCUGAUCCCCCUCUUGGGUAUGACCGUAGGUCCGGUGCAGGGGUUCGAGAUGCCUCCCGACGUGCCUUAUAUUCCACGUGACGUAAGGAACAACGACCUCACGUUUCGAUAUAAGCAUUCGAACCUCAGCAUGAGCCCUCAUGAGCAGCCGGAUCCUGCUUUGGUCACGGAGAGACGAGCGAGUAGCAUAUCACAACCCCCGAGACAAACUUCCACCCUCCGCCCGAGACCUUCUCACCAGCGCCAACUCCGAAGAAAAUGGUCUGCUGUUCACGGGCACGAUUCACAUCCGUCUACCGCGUUCGCCCCCACCGCAUACGAAGAUCCCACGUCAACUUCGAGUUCCACAAUACCCCAGGCCUCAACCUCAUCUACCUCCCCCACUACUACUCAACGACCAGCCAGAUCAUCGUCCAGCAACCCCUUUACCCUUCCCGAAUGCCACGCCCUUGCUACCCGCGCCUACUACCCCGAAGAAAGCUGGCGCGGAUGGAACCCCUCUCGACGGUAUCGGUUAAUGCUCAUGUACGCCGAUCACACACUGAUGAGCUACGAGUUCUGGUACAGCUGGAAUACGACAGGAGGAAACAGCGGGACGGGGGAGGAUGAAGUGGACGAGGUGUUGUUUGUCUAGGUUUAGCUUUCCGCAGUAUAUUAUUUCAAUCUGUC
This is a messenger RNA of Aspergillus uvarum CBS 121591, 3110 nucleotides long. RefSeq lists its product as uncharacterized. The coding region runs from base 355 to 3075 and encodes 906 amino acids. Lineage: Eukaryota; Fungi; Ascomycota; Eurotiomycetes; Eurotiales; Aspergillaceae. The transcript has 5 exons. The record is from RefSeq and is a predicted model, not a curated record. Gene Ontology annotation, molecular function: protein binding.